Molecule: messenger RNA, 29049 nt
Organism: Podarcis lilfordi (Lilford's wall lizard)
Lineage: Eukaryota; Metazoa; Chordata; Lepidosauria; Squamata; Lacertidae
Source: the annotation of a GenBank genome assembly
AUGGUGCGGUGCAGAUGGCGCUGCGCUGCUGAUCUGCUUUCCAAUGCUUCACAUCACUGCCUGUGGGAAAGAGCCAUGGAGGGAGCAUCUGAUUGGCUCUGUUGCUGCUCCUGCGCUGCACUGAGCUCACUGAUGCCUUGUACCUCCCUCACAUUGACCAGCGAGCACAGGGUUGGAAAGCCAGUUCAGCGACACAACCUCACCUGCACCACCUUGCCAGCAUCUAUUGCUGCUGCUCAGGCAGUCUCAGUUUUGUAGGGGUUUCUUUUCUAUUCAGUUUCUAGCCCAUUACGCUCAGUUCAUCAGCCAUGACCUCUAGUAUGCCAAGGUCUUGAUAAUGCCUGCCACCCAGUAUAGAUGAUCCAGGCAGGCUGGGAAAAGCAGAACUUUAUAGAAGCCCCCCUGGGUAUAAUAAUAUAAUAAUAAUAAUAAUUUAUUAUUUGUACCCCACCCAUCUGGCUGGGUUUCCCCAGCCACUCUGGGCAGCUUCCACAGAGACCAAAAAUACACUAAAAUGUCACACAUUAAAAACUUCCCUGAACACGGCUGCCUUAAGAUGUCUUCUGAAUGUCAGGUAGUUGUUUAUCGCUUUGACAUCUGAUGGGAGGGCGUUCCACAGGGCAAGUGCCACUACCGAGAAGGCCCUCUGCCUGGUUCCCUGUAGCUUUGCUUCUCGCAAUGAGGGAACCGCCAGAAGGCCCUCGGCGCUGGACCUCAGCGUCCGGGUAGAACGAUGGGGGUGGAGACACUCCUUCAGGUAUACUGGGCUGAGGCCAUUUAGGGCUUUAAAGGUCAACACCAACACUUUGAAUUGUGCUCGGAAACAUACUGGGAGCCAACGUACUGGGUACCACUGAACGUUGCUCUCUUUAAAAGCCUGUGUCUCCUCAGACUUGCCAAUUUUCAUUCUAUGGGCAAGAAGUGGGCGCUUAGGUGAUGUGAACUUAAGAUGUCAGAGUCCACAAAAUAAAAUAAAAUAAAAGCAUGUUCAAUGUCCAGUUCAACAACUGAUCUUUUUUUACCAUGCGAGAUGGGCAGUGAGGGUCAAAGGGAAAUCAACGUGUAGAUGAUGAGAUAAAAAUGGGGUAUGAUGGUGCUGAAGCCAAGCAAUGUUGACAGCCAUGGCAGGGGGUUGACAUCCUGCUCCCUUUGCAACAGCUCAACGCCAGGCCCCUUCAGCUCACAGGAAACAUGCAAAGCUACCACACAUCGCAACAUGCCAUUGCAAGUAAAGGCAAACCAGGAAGAUAAGAGCUAGACAAGGAACCAAAUCUGACAGGAGCCACCAAGGUCAGAGUGUAAGAAACAUCAGAAGCUGAAAAGCCUAUGAAUUAUAGCAGAGAUCCAAAUGCACCACAGCCAUAAAGAAAUGUUAAAGCAUAUGCAAAUUCAUUUUGCAUAUAGCCACCUAGAUUCCUUCAGAUACAGCUAAGGACUGAAUUUUCAGUUAUCUGCUCUCAACAUCAUGAGCGUAUUAGCAGUGUGGAACUGAUCCAGAUAACCAUUUUGUUCUUUAUGGGCAGCAUCCACCAAAGUAUUUCUACAACUGCAAGGAUUUUUUUGGUUGCUCAAUGGAACUUCCCCUGCCUGUCCCCCACAUUCCCCUCAAUUUGUUCUGAUCUCACUAAUCCCUAGUUCAGGAAAGUUAGGAAGUUCAGCUAAAUACAUACACAUUCAAACCACACUACAAGAAAAAGUCAGUGUUGGAAUAAAAUGAUAGGGGGCUGUACUAUGUGAUUAAUCCCCUUCAACAUUCCUCAGAUGAAAACAGCAACAUUUCUCAUUCCCACCUGCCAACUGACACUCCUUUUUUAAUUUAUUUAACAUAAUUGUUAUAAAAUAUUGCAAAUACAUACAUAUAUAUUUCAAAUAAGCACAUAUAUAUAUGAAAAAAGGAACAAAAGAGAAAAAAGAAGAAAAGAAGAAAGAAGAAGAAAUAAAGAGAAAAGAAGAAGACAAGUUGGAAGAAUUUCUUUCAAGGUUAUUCUAUAAAUAUCUCAAUAUGAAAAUAAUAAUAAAAUUUCACUGAUUAACUUCCAUCGCUUACACUGCACUUCCUAUAUACAUUUUAAGCAAGAGUGUAUGGGAAAAAUAUGGAAUAACAAAUACAAUCUCACACAAAUAUUCUAGUCAGUAAGUUUUCUAAAUCUUUCAUAAAUUUAUUCUAAACACAACUAAUACCUUACAUUUAAUCCUUGUCUGCAUAAACGGACACUCCUUGACCCCCAUUCCCCACCCACCGCAGAGCAUUUUCUUUCACACCAAUGGGACACAGCACACACACUCUCUGUCAUAAUCUCAUUGCUGAGCAACCAUGUGCAGAGGUCAGUGGAGUGGGAAGCCAGCCAACCAGAAGAGUCUCUGAGGUGUACUUGCCUGGAGGCCGAGUCAGCAUCCAAAGCCAGGUCCAGUCCUAGGAGCAGGCAAACCACAAUCCAUGUCUUCAGAUGGUUCAGGAGUCAGGGAAUCUGAUGAUCAUGGGGGUCAAAAUGUGCAGGAAGCAGUAAGGUAAGACCCGGAACUAAAAGCAUUGUUACCAUUGACUGCUGCUGGAAGCUCUGCUUAAGAAGGCUGAAGCUAGCUGGUUCUCAUCAGCACCUUUUCCUCUGUGUCCUUGAAGGCUGAUCAGCAGCAGGUGGAGUCACUCUCCCUUUUCCCCCUUCAGGCUGCUCUUCCACCGUCCUGAGAAAACCCCUUAAUCCUGAUUUUAUUUUGUUUUAUUCUUUGGUAGUUUGACAAAAAGAAAAACACACACCAACAAAUAAAUUUAGAAAGGGGCAAGAUUAGACACAGACACACAAAGCAUUUUUUAAAUACAGUCAUACCUUGGGUUACAGACGCUUUGGGUUGCACAAUUUCAGGUUGCGCACCGCGCCUAACCCAGAAAUACCAGAACUGGUUACUUCUGGGUUUCAGUGCGUGUGCAUGCACAGAAGCGCAGAAGCGCGACCUGCAUGUGUGCACACGCGGUGCUGCAGGUUGCGAAUGUGCUUCCCGCUUGGAUCAUGUUUGCAACCUGAGCAUCCACUGUAUAUAAAAAAUCAAGACCUUGCUCUCUGCUAUGUUUCAUCUUUCUUCCCAGCCUGGGUGGCCCUGCCCUCUGCCUGCCCCUCAGAGCUGACAUGUCAUGCAGUGUUGUGCCUCAGGGACGGCAGCCUCUCCUCCUUCUCACCCGCUCUCCAGCAGUCACCACAAGCUGCCCAAGAAAGGAGGCCAGCAGUGGUGGCUAUGAAGAGGCAACAGGCUGCUCCUUCAUAGUUGCCACUGCUGCCACCGCCGUCGCUCAGGACAAGCACUGGAUCAAUUUUGGCUUUCACAUAUAAUAAAGGCGAUAUGCCUUCACUACUUCUUCCCUAUUGACAGUUCUGGCAGGUGAAAUAGAGCCAUUCCAGGAUCAAAUCAGAAGCUGGAUGGCUUUCAUAAUUCUGGGACCGUCCCUGGAAAAUUGGGACACUUGGAGGAUAUGAUUUGGCCAAGUCACACCGACAUUGAGCUCUGAUGUUACAGCAACCACAUAGUGUGGUUUCAGAGAUGACCACAGGAAGCUGUUCUCUACCUUCAGGUAGGUAGCCAUGUUAGUCUGAUGCAGUCUAAAUAAAAAAAAUAAAAAAAAUUGUCCAGUAGCACCUUAGAGACCAACUAAGUUUGUUCGUGCAUGCACACGAAAGCUUAUACCCAGAACAAACUUAGUUUGUCUCUAAGGUGCUACUGGACAAUUUUAUUUUAUUUUAAUGUUCUCUACCUUGUGAGACCCUAGUAACACCUACAACAACUGUCAAUAGCUGGGUCUCCUUUAGGCCUACCUGGAAUUGUUUGUGAGUGUACCUGGGACGUUCUGCAUACAAAGCAUAUGCUAUACCACUGAGCUAGUCAUUUCCCAUUAGCCAGCCAUGAACUUUUGACUUCUACCCAUGAUGACGAAGAAAGCAACUGCCAGCAAUGCAGGUGGGACAGACACCCAAACUAGUACUGGUUGUGCGAUUGGUCUGAAAGAUGCGUAAAUCAACUGUGGUCCAUGAAAGCCCAUGCUGUUUCCCACUGUAACCAUCUAUUGUCUCAAUUCUUCCUGCUGUUCAAAUUACCUUCCAUAGAACAAAAUAUAUUUGUGAAAGAAACAAAUACUUUCUUGUCUUUUCCCUUUAAACUUUUGCUUUCCACUCUAAUUCCCCCCCUUACAACUUUACUCUUAGCAGUCCCCCACCCCCCGAUGUUUUACUCACCACAAUUCUGCUGUUAAUUUCCCCUCAUUGCUUCUCAGCUUUUCCUCUCCUGGAUUUUCUUCUUCUUCCAACCUGUAUUGCAUCAACUGUACCCUAAGUCACAGGGGAAGCUGUGCUUCUGUUUUGUUUUCCAUACCUAUCCUGCAAAUCUUUCUUAAACUAAAAAAGUCUCACUGUGCGAAAAACCUUUUUGAGCUUCAUGCAGCUGCAGACGCUUUGUGUGUUUCCUCAAUUAAUAAUUUUGGCUUUCAAAUAUAAUAAAGGCGAUAUGCCUUUACUACUUCUUCCCUACCAACCUAUUCAUUGUUAGUAGUUGGCCACUUCAGCUGGUUUCCCCCUGGGGGAGCAGGAGGGGAAGGCAAGAACUCCAUUAACCAGCCUUUCUUUCCAUGUCAGAAAAUUAUGCCAAAUGUUUAUUGAAACUUGGAUAGACAAGGCAAAUUUAUGCUUGGGCAACCAAAGCGAUUUUGCCUUAUUAGGAAGGCACUUUAGCUCCUGGGCUACUUCCAAAAUUACCAUGUGAUUGAAGCUUUACUGCUUCUUUAUUUUUGCAUCCAAAAUGUCCAUAUGUCAAGUGCAUAUAUUCCAGCUGAGAUAACAAGGCGGGGGGGGGGGAGGAAUAAAACCAAUUCAUUCUUUCACAGAAAAUAAUGCAACAGUGACGUGCCCUGUUCCAGAGUUUUUAAUAUUUUAGACACCCCAGAGGUUUUAUUGUGACAUUGCCAAAAACAAAUGAAUGGAGGCCUUUUGUUAAUUGCUCCAUUGUACUCACUUUUUAUCUGGGGAGUUGAUCAGUUAAAAGGGGAAACGGUUGAUGGAUAUAUAGUGCAAUCCUUUGCAGGACCAAGUAAGUCCCACUAUAUUCAGUCAAACUUACUCUCUCCACCAACUGUACAUAGGGUUUCAUCCUGCCAACUUCUGUCUCUUGAGGAUUAUAUUACCUACUGUUGAAGCUUCCAGCGGGGCUGAGUAUUCACAAAGCUAUAUUUUCUAGACUAUAUCUCAUUGCAAUUUGUGUAUUUUCUCCUGAUCUUGAAAGCAUGUGCAAGGCUGAAGCAGGUGUUUCGUAUUUCAAUGGGACGUACAUCAUAAACAUGCAGACUACAUUUUAGUCUCAUAUGUCAGGGCUUAGACAGUAUUGUAGAUGAUAAAAAUUAAAAUUAUUAUUUUUUCCUUAACUAAGCUGAUGACAGUUAUUUUUUGGAUGAGGGGUUUUUAUCCAUUUCUGCAGUCACACAAUCAAUCAAUCAAUCAAUCAGUAGCCGAACUGGGUUCCACACAGUCACAAAGACAAAUUAAACUAAAAAGCCUCAAAAACAAAAAUACAAAAUAAAUAGCAAAAACAAAAGCGCCAAACUUAAUCUGUUACAGAAGUCCAAUUGACUUCCGAAAUGUUCAGAAACCAAGGCACAGCUUCUGAUUGGUGCAGGCGCCCCAGAAACAACAGCCACAUCAGACAUUCGGCUUCCGAAAAACAUUCAAAAACCAGAACACUUACUUCCGGGUUUUCGGAGUUUGAGAACCAAGGCAUUUGAGAACCAAGAUACCACUAUAUUCAAGCAUGCUGAAGAGUUGCGGUGAGAACACCAAGACUGACCUCACUGAUGUUGUGGGUGGGAGCAAGUGGAUAGCCACAACAACCCAAUUGGUAGUCCCUCGGUUGCUGGGGUAAUUCUGGCUAAUGGGAUCGUUUCAUGCAUUAACUGAGGGACCUAUAUGUACCACUGCAUGUUGCGUUGAGCUUCCUCUUUUUGCCUCGUGCAUCGGACCACCCUCCGUAUAUUUAGGGUUCAUUAUGACAUUGCUAGGGACGCGGGUGGCGCUGUGGGUAAAACCUCAGCGCCUAAGACUUGCCGAUCGCAUGGUCAGCGGUUCGAAUCCCCGCGGCAAGGUGCGCUCCCGUCGUUCAGUCCCAGCGCCUGCCAACCUAGCAGUUUGAAAGCACCUCCGGGUGCAAGUAGAUAAAUAGGGACCGCUUACCAGCGGGAAGAUAAACGGUGUUCCGUGUGCUGCGCUGGCUCGCCAGAUGCAGCUUGUCACGCUGGCCACGUGACCCGGAAGUGUCUGCGGACAGCGCUGGCUCCCGGCCUAUAGAGUGAGAUGAGCGCACAACCCUAGAGUCUGGCAAGACUGGCCCGAACGGGCAGGGGUACCUUUACCUUUACUUUUUUAUGACAUUGCUAUGCCGUUGUGGGCCAUCUGUUCUUGGGACAGGGGCCCAGUAGGAAUUUUCCCAUUUUUUAAGAAGCUACAUGAGACUCUGAUGGACUAUAUGGAUUACAAUAUGAUUUUGAUGGGAGACAUGAAUGGCAUUGUGUCUACAAAUAUGGACAAGGCACAAAGACAGAUAGUAACUAAGGAUGGAAGACUACCAAAAACUUUCUUUGAUAUGACUGAAAAUAUGGGCUUAGUUGAUAUCUGGAGAACGAAGAACCCUCUGGGAAGAGAGGGAACUUUCUUUUCCGAGGCUAAAAUGACAUGGACAAGAAUUGACCAAAUUUAGGUAACUAGAGGUCUGGCUCCGAAGAUUAGUAAAGUUGAAAUCUGCCCUAAGACCUGCUCCGAUCACAAUGCAGUGAAGAUGGAGAUGAAAUUGAUGCCAGUUGGUUCCUUUAGAUGGAGGAUGAAUAAUGCUUUGUUUAGGAAUGAAGAAUUUAUUAAGAAGGCCCAAAAAAACUUUGAGAGACUAUUUUGAGAUAAAUAUGAGCACUACUGUGGAAAAAAGAGUAAUCUGGGAUGCAAGUAAAGCAGUCAUGAGAGGAUUUUUGAUACAACAGAACGCAAUUAAGAAGAGAAUGCAAAAUGAGAAAAAAGACAAAAUUUUGGAAAAAAUAAAGGAAGGGGAGAAGAAAUUGAGGGUGAAACCAAAGUCCCAGGAGAUUUUGAAAGAGAUAAAGUUAUAUCAAGUACAAUACAUGAAAAUGAUCAAUCAUGAAAUAGAAUGGAAGGUUAAACAGAUGAGACAAAAGACAUUUGAAUCGGCAAAUAAGUGUGGUAAAUUGUUGGCCUGGCAAAUGAAAAAAAGACUAAAACUUAAUACCAUUACGAACUUGGAAGUAGAAGGAAAGAAUAUACAAAAUCCAGUGGAAAUUAGAAAGUGCUUCCAGAGGUAUUUUAAACAACUUUAUACCCAGGAGAAGCAGAAAGAAAUGGACAUUGACAAAUUUUUGAAAAUGAAUGGAUUACAAAAAAUUUCUCAAGAAAAUAAAUUAAUGUUGAACUACAAAAUAACGGAACAGGAAGUGGAAGGGGCCAUUCAGAAUAUGCAGUUAGGUAAAUCUCCAGGACCGGAUGGAUUGACUUCAAGAUAUUACAGAUCUCUGAAAGAAUGGAUAAUACAACCUUUAAAGGAAGUCUGUAACGAAAUAUUGGAAGGGAAAAGGGCACCAGAGUCGUGGAAGGAAGCUUACAUCACACUUAUACCGAAAACAGAGACUGAAAAGACACAACUUAAGAAUUACCGCCCCAUAUCAUUGCUUAAUGUGGAUUAUAAAAUUUUUGCAGAUAUUUUGGCUAAAAGAUUAAAAAAGGUGUUAAUGGAAGAAAUUCAUAAAGAUCAAGCGGGCUUUCUCCCGGGCAGACACUUAUCUGACAAUGUUGGAAUGAAUUCAAAUGAAUUCACGACAGACGAGUGGCAGGUGUCAUAUGAGGCGUCUGCCGGGGCGAGCCCCGGGAACUCUCUUUUAUUGAAUAUUACAAACAUUGCCACAGGUGUGCUUGUGGCUGAUUGGUUGAUACAAACACAAAGCAACUUGUUGCUGAUUGGUUAACAUAAGUACAAGGCGGGAAUUACAUAUUACAUUAAUCACUGAUAGAUUAAAGGCUGAGAAACGGAGCUGGAACUAGACAGGCAUGAAGCCUCCUAAUUAAAUUAUAACUAAAGAUUGAUAUUGAAAGAACAUAACAUGAAAGAAUACAACAAUCACGUUCCGUAGAUGUGGUCAGCAAUGCAUUAAGAACAGGUCAGGGUACACUGUUUCAUGAACUCAAUGGGAACUGUUCAGAACAUUCUCAGACUCAUGUGCAGAGGCAAAAACUUCCCAGCAUGACAAUAUGAGGAAUAUAAUUAAUAUUUUAGAAAAAUUACAAGUGAAGAUUAAUACUAAAGCAGUUUUGAUAUUUGUGAAUGCGGAGAAAGCUUUUGACAACAUUUCUUGGAGUUUUAUGAAGAAGAAUUUAUUGGGGAUGGGGGUGGGUCAAGGUUUUGGAAACGGUAUAAGUGCAAUUUAUUCAGAACAGAAGGCCAAAUUAAUUGUGAACAAUGUAGUAACGGAAGAUUUUAAGAUUGAGAAAGGAACACGACAAGGUUGCCCAAUCUCUCCAUUGCUUUUUAUAUUGGUCUUGUAGGUUUUGUUAAAUAUGAUUAGAAGGGACCAAUUGGUGAAAGGUAUACAAGUGGGAGCGAAACAGUACAAAUUGAAAGCAUUUGCUGAUGAUUUAGUAUUGACUUUACAGGAGCCAGAAUCUAGCACUAAAAGAGUAUUAGAAUUAAUCCAAGAAUUUGGCCAGGUGGCAGGUUUUAAGUUGAAUAAGAUGAAAACUAAGGUAUUAGAAAAGAACUUAACAGAGAUUGAGAGAGAGAAGUUCCAGAAGGAGACAGGACUGACACUGGUCAAGAAAGUGAAAUAUUUAGGGGUUAAUAUGACUGCUAAGAAUGUGAAUUUAUUUAAGGAUAAUUAUGAAAAAUGUUGGACUGAAGUGAAAAAAGAUCUAGAAAUAUGGUCAAAUUUGAAGUUAUCGUUGUUAGGCCGAAUUGCUGUGAUAAAAAUGAAUGUAUUGCCAAGAAUGCUGUUUUUGUUUCAAACACUGCAAAUUUUGGACAAAAUGGACUGUUUCAAGAAGUGGCAGAGAGAUAUCUCCAGAUUUGUCUGGCAGGGCAAGAAGCCUCGUAUAAAAUUCAAGAUAUUAACUGAUGCUAAAAAAAGAGGUGGAUUUGCCCUGCCAGACUUAAAACUUUAUUAUGAAUCAGCCGCUUUUUGUUGGCUGAGAGAAUGGAUGCUUCUUGAAAACACGGAUGUUUUGGAUUUGGAAGGUUUUAAUAAUGUAUUUGGUUGGCAUGCAUAUUUGUGGUAUGAUAAGGUUAAAGCACAUAAAGCAUUCAAAAACCAUAUUGUAAGAAAAGCACUGUUUAAUGUCUGGAUAAGAUAUAAGGAUUUGUUAGAAAAUAAAACCCCAAGAUGGUUGUCACCAAUGGAAGCAAAGGCUCAGAAAAAACUCAAUAUGGAGGCCAAAUGGCUGAAGUGUUGGGAAGUUUUGGAACAAGAGGGUGACAGAUUAAAAUUGCAGAGUUUUGAAAAAUUAAAAAACAGAGUACGAGACUGGCUCCAUUAUUAUCAAAUAAUGGAGGCGUAUAAUUUGGAUAAAAAAAUUGGCUUCCAGAUGGAAAAAUCAAAGUUGGAAACAGAAUUGUUAGACCCUAAAGUUAAGAAUUUGUCAAGAAUGUAUAACUUGCUGUUGAAAUGGAAUACUCAAGAUGAAAUGGUGAAAUCUGCUAUGAUUAAAUGGGCACAAGAUGUUGGACAUAAUAUUAUGAUGGCUGACUGGGAACAGUUAUGGACCACUGGUAUGAAGUUCACGGCAUGCAAUGCCUUAAAAGAGAAUUUAAUGAAAAUGAUUUAUAGGUGGUACAUAACACCAGUCAAGCUUGCAAAAAUCUAUCAUUUGCCCGAUAAUAAAUGUUGGAAAUGUAAUGAAACUGAAGGUACGUUCUUUCACCUUUGGUGGACAUGCCCAAAGAUUAAGGCAUUCUGGGAGAUGAUCUAUAAUGAAAUGAAAAAGGUAUAAAAAUAUACCUUUCGGAAGAAACCAGAGGCCUUUCUCCUGGGCAUGGUCGGCCAAUUGGUGCCGAAGAAAGAUAGAACUUUUUUUAUGUACGCUACAACAGCAGCAAGAAUACUCAUUGCAAAGUAUUGGAAGACACAAGACCUACCCACCAGGGAAGAAUGGCAGAUGAAGCUGAUGGACUACAUGGAACUGGCGGAAAUGACUGGCAGAAUUCGAGACCAGGGAGAAGAGUCGGUGGAAGAAGAUUGGAAAAAAUUUAAAGUAUACUUACAGAAACAUUGUAAAAUUAAUGAGUGUUAGAAGGAUGCGGGAAUGAAGUUACAUGGUUUUAGUAGAAAUGCAACAAAGAAUUAAGUAAAAGUUGAUUGAUAAUGGGUUAAAUUGAAAAAAUUCAAGGUUAGACCGUUAAGAUAAACUAUAGCAUAAAAAUUGAAAAAGAUGGGAAGAACUUGCUGAAAUAGUGAAUUGAAUUAGAAUACCAAAAAAGGGAGGUGUGAGGAAGUCGAUGAAACAAGGAAAGGAAAGGAAUACUGGAUUUAGUGUGUUUUAGUUCUUUUUUGUCUGUAUUUUUUGCUGUAUUGAUAUGUUUUGUUAUCGUUCUUUUUCUUUUUUAUUGUUAUUGUGUUUUUUUUCUUUUUCUUUCUUUCUUUUUCCUUCUUUUUUCUGUAAUUCUUAAACUUUUAAUAAAUAUUAUUUUUUUAAAAAAAGGAAUUUUCUCAUUUGGCUGAUUGGCAGGUGCCACUUGGGUUUUGUCUGCCGCGUACCAAAUCGUCACAACUUUGUAAGGUUUGGUGGUUAGGCAUUAGUUCAAUGUGGAGGCGAGGGGAGGUCGUCACGCCUGCCCCUCCAAUGCGUGAAAGGGUAUUCUGUUAAAGGAAUUCAGGGGCUCGCCUUGCUUUUGUCUGAUCCCCUUCCAGGGGUUAGGGCCACACCAGAGCCCCUGGGAGCAUUUGGGGUGAGCUUGAGUCUGCGCCUGGUCCAAUGCUCCCCCACAAUGUUUACCUGUACUGACCUCUGCCAGUGUCCAGUCGUCAAUGCUGCCCUGCCAGUGCAACUAGUCAGGAACCAAUGCCUAAGCCAGCAGUUCUCAACCUGUGGGUCCCCAGAUGUUGUUGGACUACAACUUCCAUCAUCCCUGAGCUCUGGCCUUGCUAGCUAGGGGUGAUGGGAGUUGUAGUUCAACAACAUCUGGGGACCCACAGGUUGAGAAAGGCUGGCCUAAGCAAACCACUCACAAUCUAUAAUCAAUAAAGUUGUGGCCAAAAUUAUGCCAAUAACCUUAAACUAAAUUCUGUGUCAAUUGUGUCUUUAUUAUGGGGGAGGUCUUGAGAUCUUAACACGCAAAGAAAAAUGUUUGUGUGUGUUUUCUAGGACUAAUGACAAAUUAAAAUGGAGCCCCACCCCCACUUGCUGCCUGCUCCUAUUUCACUUUCAUUGUACAUAACAAAGUUGAAAUAAUAUAAAUAAUAUAACCUUGGUACAAUUAAAUAGAACUUAAUUUAAUUGUACCCAGGUUAUAUUGUUUAUAUUAUUUCUUAAAUUUAGAUCUUGCACACAUAUAAAACAGUAUAAUUAAAACUUCUGGAAAAAAGUUAAAAACAACAUUCUAAAAAACACACAAAAACAACUCAUUAAAAACAGACUGCAUUUUAUUGUCAGCUUAGGGCAUCUACCCAUUACAACAUUUUGGAUGUAUAUUCCCUUUGCACUGGUGGUAAAGGCUUGCCAAAAUUGCUGGUGCUCAAAACUCCUUCUGGUUUCAGCUCAGUCGUAAAGCUCUUCCUACAAGCCGUGUGUCAGCUGCACCUCCUUGUUCCUGCUACAAAGAACACUACAACUGAAAUAAAACAACUCGAAAAAUGUUUCUCCAACUUUUCAUUUCUGCACAUGUUCUCAAGUUGUUCUUUUAAAGGAGUCAAUAUAAAAGGAGAACGUACCAAAUUCUACUGACUUCAUCGUGAGGAGUAACCAUACCAAUCACCAGACUGUAAAGUCAAAUAUUUUUCUGGGGGGUGAGGGGACUCCUGCACUGCUUGCAAACCUUCAGGCACAAUCUGUUGAUCGUUUCUUAUAGAUUGAUGACUCUGUAGGGUAUGACUCAUGGGAUGCAGUACUGAGUUGUUGAAAUAACUUUCUCAAGGCCACAAAAUGAAUCCAAGGCAGAUGUGGGGAUUUUUAACCCAGGCCUCCCAAAAGCAAGCCCAAUUUCACAAUUCAAUUUAUGAUAGCAAAAUUCAGUUCCCAAGUAAGACAAACAACAUUACUGCAGAAGUCCCAUGCAUAUAAUUGGCCAAGUAAACUCCAAUACGAGGAACAGACUUGGCAUAUGGGAAAGGCUGGUUAUAUGAUGUUGUAUUGCAUUGUGUUAUGGUAUAUUCAUGUACCACCUUUUGGCCUAAAGGCCAAACUACAUUCAGUUGUGAACACCAUAUUAUAUUAAAAAAACACAACAUGAGGAAGUCAGUGAAAUAUCUAGAAGUGAAAUAUCUAGAAGUGAAAUAACAAUGAAAUAUCUAGAAGCCAAGUUAUGUGAGGAAUGGUUGGAGGAAUGUUGCUUGCUUAGCUGGAGAGGAGAAGAGUGAGGUGUGACAUAAGAGCAGUUUUCAUGAACAGCUGUCAUGAAGAAGAUGAAACAGACUUAUUCUCUCUUACUCCAGAGGGAAAGAAUAGAACCAAUGUUUGGAAAGUUGCCGGGGGAGCAGAUUUCAGCUAAGUAUUAGAAGAAACACUGUUGAACAGUAGCACACAGUGCAUUGGGAAAGCUACUGCAUAUCAACCUAAGCAAGCUGUGCUUCCUUUUUCAGGUAAUUUGGCUAUAAAUUUUGAUAGUAUACAGAUAAUGGAACAAACUUUAGUCGUGUCCGACUCUUUGUGACCCCAUGGACUAGAGCACACCAGGCACUCCUGUCUUCCACUGCCUCCUGCAGUUUGAUCAAACUUAUGCUGGUAGCUUCACGAACACUGUCCAACCAUCUCGUCCUCCGUCAUCCCCUUCUCCUUGUGCCCUCAAUCUUUCCCAACAUCAGGGUCUUUUCCAGGGAGUCUUCUCUUCUCAUGAGGUGGCCAAAGUAUUGGAGCCUCAGCUUCAGGAUCUCUCCUUCCAGUGAGCACUCAGGGCUGAUUUCCUUCAGAAUGGAUAGGUUUGAUCUUCUUGCAGUCCAUGGGACUCUCAAGAGUCUCCUCCAGCGCUAUAAUUCAAAAGCAUCAAUUCUUCGGCGAUCAGCCUUCUUUAUGGUCAAGCUCUCACUUCCAUACAUCACUACUGGGAAAACCAUAGCUUUAACUAUACGGACCUUUGUUGGCAAGGUGGUGUCUCUGCAUUUUAAGAUGCUGUCUAGGUUUGUCAUUGCUUUUCUCCCAAGAAGCAGGCGUCUUUUAAUUUCGUGACUUCUGUCACCAUCUGCAGUGAUCAUGGAGCCCAAGACAUGCAUUACAUUGUUGCAUUACGUUCUCCAUUAAAUUAUAAUACUGUAUUUAUCACUGUAAAGUAACAUCAGACGUGUUAGUCUGGCUGUGUUCUGACUGUUCUGCACACAUACACCAUCAGAAGUAUAUCUGUUUUUUGCUAUGGCCCUUUGUCUCUUGCUAUGUUGUGCAUCUGGUAAAGAGGUAAAAUUCCAGCAUUUGCCAUGAAGUGGGAUAUAGCAAUGCAAAGCUGUUGUUUUUUUAGUGUGGUGUCUGCCCUUGAAAUUUUAUCGGUAUCUUCCAGAAACAGAGCUUGUGCGUGUUCCAAUAAAGGACUGGAUGGCUGAUCUUGCAUAGAGAUAGAUUUAUCAUGACAUGGAGGUGAGCCUGCAAUACCAUGUGCUUUUCAGAUUCGAUUUCAAUGUCUUUCUUCACUGAUAUCCGACACCAGAAAGGUACCAUUUACCUUCAUAUUUUCACAAUUUAAUUAGUUGUUAAUAUACUGGGAUAGGAGGAGAUGAAACAUCAGUGCAGAAGACAGUGUCAUCAUUCAAGUUCCAACUUUCUAUACACAAAAAGCACCUGGAACCAAAAGAAAAAGAAAACCCACCUUAAAGAAAAUCAACUGAUUUUUACAUGAUCCAGUGGUGCAGGUUUAAGUCUCUGUGUUUGGUUUGUGAAAAUCAAAAAGAGUUGGGAGAACAUCCCAAGAAAUCUCUUGGUUUUUGCUACUGGCAUGGUUCCCUGUCCCAGCUACUGUGAAAGUCUUGGGAUUUAAAACCAACCAACCGUUUGCAACAAAAACUGAUCCAGGAAAGCUGCCUUAAGUGUGGUAUUCAGGUGCAAUACAUAUUUUACAGAGCAAUCCAUAUCUGCUUUUCACCAGGCUGGAGGGAGGGGGAGUGAACUUGGUGAAGGAACUCGAAACUGCCAAUCUUUCACCAGCCAGCACCUGCUGAGUGAUGCCAGGGCAGAUCUCCUCCUGCCAACUCCAAAACAGGGCUUGCUGGGUUGGCCUGGAGUCUAUUGUACUGUGAGUCAGUCCUGCUGCCAUCAGAUGAUGGUGUCAGGCCUGAUCUGGGUCCAAUCACUGCUCUAGCUUCCAGCUGAUGUCACAAUCUGCCUGCCACUCCACCUUCUACCAUGACCAUAGUGUAUAGCAUGGCUGUGGAUGUGGUUAGAAAAACAUCCCCCUCACAAAAAACCCUAUUUGUUUUAUGCUUUUCAGGAAUCUGUGCUAGUGACAUAGCUACUCCCCUCUACACUCCAGAUUCGGCAUCAGCCAUUGUUCAUAGCUCUACUAAAAUGUCCUAUAUUUAAUAAUAUAAUUAAAGAUCUACAUCAAUUCUACCUCUUUUGUUUCUCUUAUCUAAGGUGCAGGUGUGUCAUUUACAUUGCAGAUUAAUAUUUGCUAUAGUGGAUUGUCAAUCUGAGUUUCUGUCAUUCAUCAACACCGCCUCGGGCAAUCUUCAACGGGUUCUUUCCUUAGCAGGUGAGAUUCUGCCUGCUAUGUCACACUGACUGUUAAGACAGUAGAAAUGGAAUAGUAAUUGGGCAACAACUUCCUCCUCAGAUAGGUAGACGUGGUUCCGACUUUUUGCACUUUCAUAUAUGGGACAUAACUUUGGGAAGACUUUUUAAUAUAUAGCACUGAGUCUUCAAAACCCAUUUACCCUAAGAAACAUAUAAACAGCUGAGCUCUAUGCAUGUUUAUUCAACAGCAAGUUCCAAUGAGCUUAAUAAGAAUUAUUCUUAUUAUGAGAAUGUGCUGAAGAUUUCAGCCUUAUCUCUCCCCCCCCCCCAUUGCAUAUUGCCCCCCUAUUCAGAAAGUUGUGGCUGUCAAGUGUUUCUUUCCCCGGAGUCUGCUCCUGGGUACUUCAUUUGAGUGGACCCCAUAUGGCAGUUGCAGUCUUAGCCUCCAUGAAUAUUUUUAUUGAAAUAGGUAAAGGUAAAGGGACCCCUGACCGUUAGGUCCAGUCGUGGCCGACUCUGGGGUUGCGGCGCUCAACUCGCUUUAUUGGCUGAGGGAGCCGGCGUACAGCUUCUAGGUCAUGUGGCCAGCAUGACAAAGCCGCUUCUGGCGAACCAGAGCAGGACAUGGAAACGCCAUUUACCUUCCCGCCGGAGCGGUACCUAUUCAUCUACUUGCACUUUUGGCGUGCUUUUGAACUGCUAGCUUGGCAGGAGCAGGGACCGAGCAACGGGAGCGCACCCCGUCGCGGGGAUUCGAACCGCUGACCUUCUGAUUGGCAAGUCCUAGGCUCUGUGGUGUUGGUAAAAAAUAGUGCCCCCCCAAAAAAAACACACACACCUUACUUCCACUACUACCAUGGCUAUUGAGUGGAUUGUACCAAAGGUUCCGGCUCUGGAAAUUUAUUCUCAUUGAACAUAGCACUUUCGAGUCAGUGAUUUUAUUCAGGGAUGUUGCAAGAGAGAAAAGGGUUCAAGUUCUGCUUGUGAAAAAUCACUCCCAUUGUGUUCCAUGUGCUUCCUCUCAAGGAAGUAUGCACAGGGCUGCAUUUGUCUUGUUCACACAUUAAUAUUAUUAUUGUUCUUCUCGUCAUUAAAUGCAUUGCCUGCCCUUCUCCAGAAGGUCCCCGGGUGAACCACCACUGUUUAAAAUUUAGAAUUAAAAACAGAACAUAUUACAUUCACAAGAAUAAGGUGGGCCCCUGAAAUCACAUAUCUCAGUUGUCAAAAGCAAAGGUAAAGAGAUGUGUCUUCAGCAUUGACCAAAGGUUGUACAGUGAAGAAGUCAGAUACAGUAGAACCUCGAGUUGCAGACGUAAUCAUGGAGGAACGUCUGCAACUCGAAGCGUUUGCAUACAGAAGAGCGUGCCUGUGGACGUGCGACUGGCAAACCUGGAAGUAACCCAUUCCGGUACUUCCGGGUUGCCACGGGACGCAACUUGAAAAGACGUAACCUGAAGUGGACGCAACAUGAGGUAUGACUGUACAGCUUUGUAGGGAGAGCAUUCCACAGUUACGGGGUUGCUACUACCACAUAUCUUCUGAGGGAGGUGAAACUACCAAGAGGGCCUCCUCUGCUGAUGUUAAUACCUGAGGGGGUCUGUCAGGAAAGAGGGAGUCUUUGAGAUACUUAGGGCCUAGGUCAGUUGAGAGUGUUGAAUGUGAGCACCAUGAACUGGGCCCAUAUUAUCCUGAACACAGGUACAAGCUACACAUCUAUAAAGGUUUGUGUGAAAGAGUGCACAGUUGUUGUAUCUGUGUACACUCACUGAACGUAGCACGUGAACACCCCUGUUGUUAUCUCACAAACAAAAGUGCGAUGGGUGUUUGGUUCCAAGGGAUUGCACUAUACAAAGGGGGGGGGGGGGAAGAAGUUAACGAAAAGCACAAUCCAAGCUAUUUGGAAGCUAUGAAAAUAUUCACUGUAGCCCUGAGUCAAGCACUCCUUCCAACUUUAUUUAAGAGUAUUUUUAUAUUGAAUUCUAAUCACCAUGUUUCUCACCUCCUAACCUGCUUGGGAAAUAAAUAGCAUGCUUCCAAAGCACAGGCACCGAGAAAAAUUUGCCAAUUGUCCAUUAGAGGAUUAUACUUUUGUAGUAGCUGUCAUUAGUUGCCCUGUUCUCUGGUUCCUUUCUAAGUGAUGUGACAUUUCAAAAUUGAUAGAUUGUUGUGAGCACAUGUAUGCACCAUGUUGCCUUGGUUCGUUUGUUUUCAAGCAUUACCGAAAAGAAAGAGCUUGAUUAUUAUUAGUUUUUUAGUCUUUUUUUAUUUCUGCGUGCCUACAAAAUAGCCCAAUAACAAACAUUAGUACAGAUGGAAAGCCUCAGAACCAUUCUUCACAAAUGAAUGGAUUCUGAUUAUGGGAGCUUGGCUGUUUUGGGAACAAUACAGCAGGUUUAUGAAAGAUUAUGUUGCCUCAGUUGUCUGUGAAGUUUUGGCAUUUGGUCCUGAUUCUGUUUUUUGUUUGUUUUUGCCUAAGCCUUUGGAGAGCUUAUUUGAACAGGAAGCCUUCCAUGGCACCACAGCCUUAUUGGGCCUAUUGAUUUAUGACUUGCCUUUCUGAUUUGAGACUAGUAUACACUUGCAGUAGAAUGAGAUGGUAGAAUGGACUGUGAUUGUUCAGACUAGGUGGGGUCUUGCCACAUUUUAAAACGAUCCCUGCUGUAAAAAUGAGUAUCCAAUCUGCCUGCAAGUUGAAGCAACCACAGAAGGGAAAAUGAUGUAGUGCAACUUUUCCCCUGAUGUGCUUCUUUCUAAUUGUCAGAAUAUUGUUACAUGGUGGAACAUUUUCUUUUAAAAUAAUAAUAAUAUGUGAACCCUGUUUUCAAUCUGGCUAGUUUAGUCCACUACCUCAUUCUGCUACGCGUGUAAAGCAGUUCUAAGGCUAAAUGAUCAAUGUAUUUAUUUCAUUUGUAGCUGGCCUCCUCCACAGGGAAGUGUUGCCACUGCUAUAACAAACGAAUUGUGUUAGAACUGUUCAGUGGAAUCAGUAAUCUGGACCUUGUGUAGAUAUAUAUGAGCUUUCCCCACCAAGAAUGAGUUUCAAAGUUUUACUGCAUAACAGUCUUAAAUACUAGUUACAUAACAUGAACAAAAUAACAGAGUAACAUAUUGCAAACAAGUAGUGUGGUUCAGUCCUUUAACUGCCUUAUGCAGUUUUGAAAACUUUCUUCUCUCUGGUCCCAGAGAGAGAUCCUAAGCUCGUUCAUCAUUACAGGGAGUUGCAUUGAGAGUUGGAGUCGAACUAUAUUUGGAUGGUCAUAUGUUCUCCAUUCUUGAUAUAUAAUCAUAACCAUAUAUUUUUCUGUUGGAUGGUUGAUCUCCUCUCUCUGAUCCCAGAGAGAGAUCCUAAGCUUGUACAUCAUUGCAGUUAUCCUCUGCUACAACUCCUGUUACUAGGCACCUCUGACUUCUCAGGUUUCAUCUCCUGCUGUGAGAUCUGCAGCUUGGGUUUCCUGUGAUGUGUGGUCAGAAACUCACUAAAAUGGAAACACACCUGCUUUUCGCUUUCACCCAGAGUGAAACCUCUUGCUUAAGGUUAACUUCUCUUUACAGCAAUCCAAAUACAGUGGUACCUCGGAUUACAUAUGCUUCAGGUUACAGACUCCACUAACCCAGAAAUAGUACCUCGAGUUAAGAACUUUGCUUCAGGAUGAGAACAGAAAUCGUGCUCCGGCGGCGUGGCGGCAGCAGGAAGCCCCAUUAGCUAAAGUGGUGCUUCAAGUUAAGAACGGACCUCCGGAAUGAAUUAAGUACUUAACCCGAGGUACCACUGUACAAUGCAUUGAAAUAUAGCAAUUUAUGUACUUGCAAUUUUAACAGAUUGGUCUCAACCCCAGCCACAUCACAGGAUUGGCAGAUAUUCAGUUUUUCAUCCCUUGUAACCCUUAGCAUCUUCCUCUUUCCCCCCUUUAACUGUAGAUCAUAAGUACCUUUGGCUAUGUUGUUUCCCUGCGUCAUUUUGUAAAGUAUCAUGUGCACUAAAAGAACCAUAUAUAUUGGUGUGAGGAACCUGUGGAACCCCCACCCACCCCUUCUGGUUUUGCUGGACUAAAAUUCCCAUUAUUCCACCAUGCUGGCUGGUGUUGAUGAGAGUUCAAGUCCAACUACAUUUAGAUGGCCAUGUGUUCUCCACCCUUGAUAUAUCACUAUAACCAUAUAUUUUUAUGUUGGAUGGUCAGUCUCUCGCCACAGUGAUUGAUAUUUGUACAGCCGCCAUCAGCUAAGGUCCUUACUUAUAUGAGAUAUAAACCCAAUCUCAGACUGGCACACAUGUUUGCAUGCAAAUGCAUCUACUGUACAUUGGCAUAAGCAUCAGAGUUCACAGUGCUAACCUUAACAAUGUUUCCUCUCCUGGAUAUUUGUAUUUCUUUGUAACACAUAUAUUGCAACUGCAGGUUUACAGAAGGCCUCCACGUGCCAGUGCAGAUGUUCCCCAGUAAGGAUUUUGAUAAAAUUCGCGUCUUUCAAAAAGAAGUUCUCUACUCCCAGUUUAAAAUGCAAAUGGUUAAAAUAGAAAUAUCCCAGCUGAUUAUAGAUGGCAUUGAUAUAGCUGAUUAUAGAUAGCUAUAAAGAAGUGAGGCAAGGACAGUGACAGGGUAGAUAUUUUUUUCCUCAGUGAUAAGAUAAACCUGCAGGCGAGCCUACCAAACACAAAACCCACCUUUGUCAGACACUGCAUAAUCCCACACAAUACUGCUAGAGCACGACUUUGGUGACAGAAUUUCUGGAUUCAAUAGAGAGAUGAACACUAUGCUGAUGACCUUGUAUUGGUUAGUGCAAAGUUUCCAUCGUUUUGUGUGUCCAAAAGUUCUGUUUUCUGCAUAAAUGUGGAAAAUGUGGCAGCAAAAGCAAAGCAACCCACAAUUUUGCUAAAUAUCCUCAAAUGUGUGAUCAAUGAGGACACAGACCACCAACCUAGACAGCUUUAAAGGGGGUUUAGAAAAAUCCAUUGAGGGUGAGGUUAUCACAGGUCCUGAUGAUUCCAAUAUCACAACCAGUAUGCCUCCGAAUGCCAGUUGCUGAAAUUGUGAGUGGGAGGUGCUCAUGAUAUGCGUUCUGGGUUUGUUCCCCAUGAGGACAUCAUGUUGGGCUAGGUAGGUCUUUGGUUUGAUCCAGCAAAACUCUUCUUAGGUUUUUAUGAUCUCUCCAGGGCCAGAUUUAGGUUUGAUGAGGCCCUAAGCUCCUAAAGGUAAUGGGGCCCUUUAUAUGUCCCCCUGUCCUUUGUUAACAAAUUGUCGCUGUUUUUUGUGUUGAAUAUAUGCUACAGUAAAUGGUAAUUUAUGGACCUAAUAGGUAUCUAAAGCCAUUUGCACAUAACAAAAUAUGUAUUUUAUCAAAGUAAUUGUGGAACUGAAAUACAAUUAAGAAGAAGUAUAUUAAUAGUGAAACACAAUUAAGAAGAGGUACCGAUAUAUUAAUAGUGAAAUAAAUAUUAAGCUCUGACUUAAAAUGAUUUUUUAUUCAUAACAAACUUAAUAAUGCAAACACAUUGGCAUUUGGCAAUAACAAAAGUUCCUUUAGAAACACAAUUUACAAAGACUCAUAAUCUAGUCUCUCAAAACUUGCUAUAACGUGAAAUAAUAAUAGGUGUAAAUAUAUGAUGCAAACUACUAAUCAUUAUAAAUAGCAGAAUGUAGGCACCCUAUAUAUAGAAAUAAGCAAACCAGUGAUAUUUUAAGGAGCAGGCUAGCAGGCAGGGCCCAUUACUUACAUCAUAGGAGCCUACACAACACAAAACACUGUUGCUGUUUGUAGGUUUUAUUUUAUUUGAUUUUUAUCUUAUAUUUUGGAAAUGUACAUCCAGUUUUUUUUUCCUUUAGUUUUUUUUGGGGCCCCCAAGAGAGUGGGGCCCUAAGCUAUAGCUUGUUUAGCUUAUAUGUAGAUCUGGCACUGGAUCUCUCUCAAAAACUGUUCUGAUAGCCUGUCUCCAAUUGAUCAUAAAUCUGAUGCAUACAUAUUUGUUAAAAACCUGAAAUGGAAAUAUGGCUGAUAAAUACGACACAGUGGAAUGGGUCCGUAAGACAAAUUUGCACAGUGUCAUGGUUAUAACCCCCCCCCAUUUUUGUUUUUUGUUUUGUUGGGUUGGGAUCAACACACUUCAUUAUCUUCACCAUCAUAAAAACAAGCAAGCACAGCAAUCAUAUACGGACAGCAUGGUGUGCCACAGACCUUCACAAUUUAUUGUGUCAAAGGACGUUGUCUAAUCCACAGAAGUUCGUAGUCCACUCACAGGCUCCUUCUUGAAUUUUUCGCAUUGCAGAAAUAAUGUCCAAUAAAAACUAUUUUCAGUGAUAUAGUGCUAUAUUUCACCUUACAGUCCUUUGUAGCUUGUAGCUGAGCUGUGUUUGUAGCUGAGCUAGACAAACGUAGAAAUAGAUUAUGUCGAUCACUGUCAAAGUUAGAUGAAAUAAUUGUAUCAUAUAAUAAUUCAUUGGCAAAAGACUUGUGUCACCUACUAAUCAAUAUCCAAGGUAAGUAGCUAACCCAGGGGUCAGCAAACAUUUUCAGCAGGGGUCCAGUCCACUGUCCCUCAGACCUUGUGGGGGGAAUGGACUGUAUUUUAAUAAAAGCACACAUUCUACUCAUGUAAAAACACCAGGCAGGCCCCACAAAUAACCCAGAGAUGCAUUUUAAAUAAAAGGACACAUUCUACUCAUGGACCGUCCGUGGGCUGGAUUGAGAAGGCGAUUGGGCUGAAUCCAGCCCCCGCGCCUUAGUUUGCCUACCCAUCAGCUAACCUGUUCCAAAAAAACAGAUGGCAUCCAAUCCUAUCAUGCAUGAAAAUCUCCUUGUGUUUGACUAAUGGUCUUGUGAAUAUGGAUAUCUGAGGAAUUCAGUCUUUGAAGAUUCCAAUAUGAACUGACCUUAUCACCAGCUCCUGAACUAAUGUGCAGAUCAGAAAGGAGCUGUCCACUGAAUUUUGCAUUCCUGCAAAUGUUGUCUCACAGCCCCUAGCUUGAAAAAUGUCGAAAAAGUAUCUUUUUUAAAAGCAUGUUUUGAGGCGAAAAAUUAAAUUGAAAAAAGAAACAGUUUAAAAAUGUGUAUUUUGAGAGAAUACACUGGGGGGGGGACUGGGUGCAAAUUAAUGUGACGAUGUGAUGUAAACACAUUUGAAAGCGACAUGGACUGAAAAUAGAUUGAUUUGUUCAUCCCUGCAUGUAAGCUAACCCACAAGGAAGAUGUUUUCACUCUGUGACAAUUAGCUAUUCUGGUCAGUAAUAAUUUAUCUGUAAUUUCUCAGCUGAGUUGCCACCUGAAUGAACCAUUACUUCAUUUCUGGUAAGUUAGACCCUCUAUUACAAAUCUUCAGGUUACUAUUCCGUGUUUAUCAAUUUGCUCAAUGCACAAAAAUGAUAAUGUGUGCUGUGUAUCGAAGAGUGCCUAGGCUAUUAGGAAGAGAUGAAAUCCUUUUUAGAAACGCCAACAACUACUGCUUUAAAUUGGAAUGAAUUUCUACAGGGCACGCAUAUAAGUUAAGCUAAAGUUAAUUUAGUUUGGCAGAUAGAAUAUGUAGGAAAAUCAUCUAAAUUUAAGUUUGCAUUAAUGCAGUUCUUCAAACUUUGUGCAUAAAAGUAUGAAUAAGGUAGGAAUUUUAGUAUAGGGCUGUUCCUGUGUUCUUUGGCCAUUGGGGGGAACAGAUGUAUGGACACCACCCACAAAAUCUCCAUCACUGCCAAGUCCAGCACCUGUGUUGAGUGCUAAGAUCCAAUGUGAAGCUUCUUAAGUGCAUUUGGUUCAGUGCACUUAGAAGCCUUCUUUUGUGUCAGAACCCAUAGGCCCCUGACAGAACCAUCAAUGACCAGAGAGAGAUGUUGUGGCAGCUCCUCCCCAACCUUUCCCUGGUUUAAAAAAAGAUCUGUGUGCUCUGAGGGAAGGCGGAACUGAUGGGGCAGCCAUUUCCAGACCAUGAAUGGACCUGAGGGAAAGGAGAAACAAGGGAGCCCAGGCCAGAGAACUUGUGUCAUCAGCUCCUGGUUGGCCUGAUUUUUCUUCUUCUUUCUUUCUGGAAAUAAGUAACAUGGAAAUGAGCACUAAACUCUAGCUAGAUUCCACUAUAUUUGAAGAAGGCUUUACAUUGUGUGAAAGAUCACAUUGCGAGCAAAAAUUAACUGGUGAGCAAACAUCAGGAAGAUGGAAUAAAGCACUGUCUGUGUGCAACCUAACUAUUUUUUAUGAGCUGGAAAAAACAACACAUACUGAUGUUUUCCUAUCAUGGAAAGUCAUUAACAAUAGCUUACCAUGACUGAAAAAUAUACAAGUGCACUACUAACUCACUCCUGUCUCACUCCACUCUUCCUUGAGUCAAGUAUAAGUCAUAAAUCUUAGCUUACUAUGGUAUGGAAGCUAAUACUCAUGGUUUGCUUCUCUCCAGUCAAACCACAAUGCUAAACCAAUGGGUUUUCUUGGUUCACCAAGGGCCAGUUCAUAUGACACAAUAAACCAAAGCCAAUAAAAGGGGUGGAAUGGCAAAACACAAAGGAAGUGAUACAGUGAUGCUGCUACUUCAUGGUAAGCCAUGGUUUAUUUGAUGUGCAAGUAAGGUGUUAAUAAGUGGAUGUGUGCCACAGACUAAAAACAGAUCAAAAAUAAUGAAUGGUGUGGUUUCGAUAAGAUUCUCUUUUGGAAAACGCACAGGUGGUUGCUCUACUUAUGCUGGGUCAGUUUUAGACUAAUCUUCCUCCAUUUUCUUCUCAGUAUAUCUCCCCCCCCCCACACACUUUGUUAUUAUUUACUUAGCGUCCAGUACUGGGAAAUGUGAAACCUCUGGAACAUUUUGCUAUCUAUGGCAUCCCUUGGGCAUUUCUCCUGAGAAGGAAUCUCCAAAUUCACCAAGAAUUUCACUCUGGCAAAAUUUAGGGACUAUCUAGAGAUGUGGAGGCAUCCCUCCAUGGACUUUUAGACAUUAUGCAGUCACGCAUCUCAGGCUUCCCUCAAAAGCCUUGCAUGUUUUAUCAGAGGAAGAGUUUCCAAAUCUGGUUCAGAGUUUGAUCUCUGAGUGACGCCUUUCAUGGUCUCUUCUGCACUGGCAGUGGGCUUAUGCAGGUCAUCUCCUGUCUGCAGUCACCCUUUGUUCCCUCUUGCAAUAAGAUCAGCUUGCCCCACUUGUGCUAUUUCUAGUGUUGGCAACUGUGUUUCACCCCAGAAUUGAACAGCUGUCCUUUAGAGUACUAGGAUAAGCCCCUAAGGGACUAGUAAUGACAUCAGCCAUUUCCUAAAUAGCCGGAACACAGCUCUGUUGGAGGGAAGCAUUAUAGAGAUGAAUAAUCACUAGUGACAAAUCCUCGCAAUAGUAUUUCAACAUCUAAUUAGGGAUGUUGUCACAGCUAGUGGCAGUUCUUCUUUGUAAAGCUUGCAUGAGAAGUAUCUCCUCUCUCUUCAGUACAAGGCACUGUGGCUGACAGACCAGAAGCAGGUGAUGUCUCAGGGGUCAGUGUGCAGCUGCCCAGAACAGUGAAGGAAUGAUUAAACGUCUUCCGUCUCGGUGGGAAGGAUGUUCUCCGACUAAUCCUAGUGAGAUUUUGCCCUGUCAUUCUUUCAUUAUAUAAAAAAAGCAGACUUGUGUACAUGAUAUCUUAUCUCUAAAAUGGAAAGAUCCAAUAUUACAAUGGUAGCUUGCUUGUCUGUUUUUGCAUUUUCAAUAGAGAUUUCAACAUAUCGUUGCCGGGAAAACUUGGGGAGCGAACAAAUGAGCCAAGAGGGAAUAAUCAGUUCCAUCUAUAUUAUCAUUCCUCCCUCACAAUCUGAGCAGCUUACUUAGAGAAUGUCAAACCUUGCCACUAGUGGAGAGCAGGUCUGACCCCUCCCACAAAAAGCUAGAAUGAAGUCAUGUGGAAGGGGCACAUGGGUGCCCCAAUGUGGUGUUGUUGGCAUCCGUCAAUCUUGAGAGACAAUGGAGUGUGCCACCAGGACUGAACUCAAACCACUGGAGAAUCGCAGCAUGUGGUGUGGCUACAGGGACCCAUAACUUGUAACUGCUCGCUCCUUCAUUGUUUCUGCUGUAUCAGCAACACCGAAGUAACCCCUCCAAGGCGCUGGCCUAGGUGUAUGGAGGUCCUGGGCUGACACACAGCCCAUCUUGGCCUCACUGAUGCUGUCGGAAGGAAAGCAAAGCAAUACAUUUGGCACCAGCUUGGCUGCCAGAGUUGCCAGAAGGAGGCAUACAAGGUGCCAUCUGUCAGGAGUCCAGUUCCUGGCUUGAUAACACAGUGAGCGUUGUUAAUUAAAAAAGAUGCUUGUUUUGUCAAAAGAAACAGAUCGCUCCAGAUGGCUUUAAGAUAGCCUCCGCCAUCAUCAAUCAAGAUGACCCUUCUGAGGAUUGCUUCUGGCGUGACCAGCAGCAACUGAACUUUCGCUUCAUUCGUCUUUCGUUUUGCUUCCUAUCUUGCAGCCCUCCCAUUCGUCGAGACCUCAGACUGAGUGGGUCAGCUCCCUGCUCUACCCCAUUCUCUGAGAGGCUGUCUCUUAACUCUUUUCCACCUGUUUGUGUUUCUGGUGAGCUUUGCCCACGUCCAACUUGCUCUCCGCCAUUCCCUUAUCAGCCGGCAUUCCUAGGGGCGGGGGAGUUGGCACUAGCCGAUGAUCAUCCUGCAUGGCAGUUAACCCUCUCUGUUCCUGGCUGCUUUCUUCAGUUGGCAGUAAUCCUUCCCUGGGAGCUGGUUCAUUCAUGACACCAUCCAACCAUCCUAGGGAUUCCACUAUGGAUUUGGGUAGCGUUUACUUCUUCCAGAGAUGUCCCACAAGUUGGCAGGCAUGGAGUUUCCCUCGGGGUUCACUCCCAAAGCCUUUCUCAUGAAUGUGUAGAGCCACAAGGCAGCAGAGAUUUAGAGUCAGAGUUUUCCUUCUCCUAGAGGGGCUACUUUCCCAUCCACUCAGCUGUACAGUGGUACCUCGGGUUACAUACACUUCAGGUUACAUACGCUUCAGGCUACAGACUCCACUAGCCCAGAAAUAGUACCUCGAGUUAAGAACUUUGCUUCAGGAUGAGAACAGAAAUCGUGCUCCAGCAGCGCAGCAGCAGCAGGAGGCUCCAUUAGCUAAAGUGGUGCUUCAGGUUAAGAACAGUUUCAGGUUAAGAACGGACCUCAGGAACGAAUUAAGUACUUAACCCGAGGUACCACUGUACACACAGCGAAUCAGAGGGGGUAAAGUUGGUAUAAACAUCUUUGCCAUCUGCUCCUCCUCAGCUGCAUUUGGCACACCAACCCAGCUGUCCAUGCUAUGGACUGUUUGGGCUUCAGGGGAGUUGCUGCCUGGGAAGUCUGUGUAGAUUUUGCGGGGAGGGGAUCAUGCUGUUUUAAAGCUUAGCACUGGCCUGUUUGAAAGCCCCUUUAAACAUUCUAAACAGUUUUUGGAGAUUAAAGGAGCAGCACUGGGAGGGGGAAACCAUUGCUAAAAUGGAGAUUCCUCCCCUCCAUUUUAAAAGUGGUUUCAGAGGAAACCACUCUCCUCUCCUGGAGUUAGGGACAUUCUCACCACCCAUAAGUUGAUGGGCCAUGAAGGGCAUGUCUUGCUCCAGCAAAAGAACAACCAGGAGCUCACUUAAAGUUCCUGAUUGUUACUUUGAAGCCCUGCCCUUAACUGCUCCAAACACAUCAGGUACGGGGGAGGGGAGGUAUGGCAUGCCCCAAACAGCCUUGCAGACCAAUUGGGGAGGCCAAGUGAUCAAAGUUUGCCUCCCCCCCUCCCUGGACUAGAACGAGCCUUGAGCCAGGCAGGUUUGCCCAAGUUUGGAACCAAAGGUGAACAAGCAUCGGCCACUUCCUAGAACAAGCUGCAGAACUUAUUUCCAGCUGCAGAACUUAUUUCAAGCUGCAGAACUUAUUUCCAGCUGCAGAACUUAUUUCAAGCUGCAGAACUUAUUUCCAGCUGCAGAACUUAUUUCCUGCUGCAGAACUUUAGGUAAGAUAGCAGAACUUUGCUGCAGAACUUUAGGUAAGAUACCUUGACCCUUUUACCCAACUUAUUUUCCUUACGUCUUCAUUCUGGUGGUGGUGAAUUGAAAAGACAUUUAACAGUGCUGAAGGCAUAGAUGUUUCAAGAACAGAUGUUUCAAGAACCUUGCUAGAUAAAAGGGACAGAAGUUUCUCAUUUUGGCUCUGGAGCAAAGUGUGCUUAUUGAAAGCCCCAAAUCUGGUCAUAAAAUCGGUCUGCAUCUAUAUUCUGAGUUUAAAAAGAAGGGUGCCAAAUGCUUUUUGAUAUUCUUGUUUGGGCUUAAAGGCCUCAUGUGGAGAGAUGUCGCAAUUCCUGACAAAUGCAAUUGUACUUUUUACCACAAGUUGAAAAAAAUAACAACCCAUAUUUCUCAGAGACAAUAUGUAUGUAGACACAUGCAGAGCCAUGAUGGGAACCUUUAAUUUCAUAUAUUUAUACAUUUGAACUUCAACUUGUUCUUCAGGUUCUUCUGGAAAAUAGACUUGGGCCUAAUCCUCUGUUUUUAACAGCAGGAAGUGCUAAUUGUUGUGGGUUAAAAUGCAGCUCUAGAAGCUACUUCUUAGUGACCCUCACUUGGUUCAUGAGAAUAUUGCAAAAAUAAUAAUAGAUAUCCAUAAAUUCCCAUAAUACCCCACAAAAGCAGUCCGUAGCAGAAGCACAUUCGGCAACAGAGUACUGAAGUAAAGUCUUCAUAAUGCACUGCGGCCUGACAAGAAGGGGUUUAUAGAACUAAGACUUCAGGGUGAAAAGUCUUUCCCACUUCCUUUGCUAGUUUUUAACUUGCAGAAUGUCCUUAAAGGUGAACUUAGAUCCUUGCCUACAGUUUAAAAAUUCAGCCAUAUGAUCAGCCGUGAAGGGGGGGAAAUGUUUCUGUUCAUGGACCACUGCAUCUUCACGGAACUCAAAACUUUCACUGACUGAGCCUUUAUCCAGAGUUUGUUUAUAUUGUUUCCAUCCCUGUCAUUCACAUAUCAAACCACAAAUAGAGCAUAGACUGCAUGCAAUGGGAACAUUUCAAAGUUUUAUAUUCUUUAAGGGGGGAGAGACAGGAUGAAGAAAGAAGGCAAGCUUUUUAAAUUUUAUUUUCAAACAUGCAUGCUGGCUGUUUUUCUCCUAAUAGCUUGUUACGAACUAUUAAGAUAAAGCUAUUAUGGGUGGAAUUGUGCGAAGGUAACUGCUUGCCAGAUAGAACGGCCACUCAUUUCCUCCCUCUGCUCUGUUUAAGGGUUGUCCCAAGAAGAUUUGGGGAAGGUAUGAAGGUAACAUAGGGAGACCACUGGCUCCCACAAGCACAAUUUGGUUGAAUCAAGCAUUAAAAAUAAAAAUAAUGAAUGUUGUUAGGUGAAUGCAUCACCAAUAUUCCUGUAUGGUUUUUGGAAAAGGGCUAAAAUGUUGAUUUCUCUUUCUUCAAUAUAUUUCAAGUAUUUAAGUUAUAUACAACAUUCUUCCAGGAUUUGGACAUGGGGCAAAUAAGCAAAUUCUAUUCCUGUUUCCAUUUUUCUUCUGAGUUUGCUGAAACCCUACUUGCAGUUGCUGAGCCUUCCAUCAAUAGAAGCCAACUACUAUUAAAGACCAGGACUUGCCAAUCAGAAGGUCGGCGGUUCGAAUCCCCGCGAUGGGGUGAGCUCCCGUUGCUCGGUCCCUGCUCUGCCAACCUAGCAGUUCGAAAGCACGUCAAAUGCAAGUAGAUAAAUAGGUACCACUCCGGCGGGAAGGUAAACGGCGUUUCCGUGCACUGCUCUGGUUUGCCAGAAGCGGCUAAGUCAUGCUGGCCACAUGUCCCAGAAGCUGUACGCUGGCUCCCUCGGCCAAUAAAGUGAGAUGAGCACCGCAACCCCAGAGUCGGCCAUGACUGGACCUAAUGGUCAGGGGUCCCUUUACCUUUACCUUACUAUUAAAGACCAACUAAGCAAGGAACACUUGACACCUGAACACCCCUCAUUGGCACUAGUUAUGAAGCCUGAAUAUCUUAGUGAAGUCAGCUCCAUUUAGACUGAAAGGCACCUAAAUCAGAAGAAGAAAAUCAUGUGGUAGGGUUGUGUGUGUGUGGCCAUUAAUUGAUCUAGAAGUGAGGUUGAGAAAGCUUAAUGUAGCUUGAAGUUUUAAUGCUCGGGUAGAUCCUUGCUGUCCACAAAUAUUGUCCUACCAAAUCCUGAGAGAUCCACCUGGGCUGUUUUUUCUCCCAGCGGUCAUGCAAUGUGAAAGAAAUACAAGAAUGUCUGAUUCUAUGGGAUAA